CUUCCCCCAGAUUUCCUCGAGUCACCUGAUCCUUUCUAACCUCACUUCCGCACAAUUUAUUAAACUUUGCCCUUAAACUACGUACUGAACACCAACAUGAGUGACCCUAAGAAAGAAUCAACCCCUAAAGAGGACAAAGUUGACGCCGAGCUUUCCAACCUACUAGACAGUGCUCUGCAAGACUUCAACAAAGACUCGUCGAAAGAGGCGAAGCCCGACCCCGCUAAAGACGAGCUACCCGACGAGGCCUCCGUGGAAUGGACCGAAGACUUCAUCAAACAAGCCGCCUCUCAGUUCGAGCAAAACUUGGCAACUUUUCUCGGUUCUUCGUCCGACGGGACGCAGUUAACCAAUGAGCAGCUGCAGCAGAAGUUCCAGCAGAUGGCCGAAGCCGCGCAACAAGUAAUCGAGAACCCCAAUAUUACGGAGAAUUCGAACGAUUUUGCGUCUACGAUCUCGCAAACUAUUCAGGGGUUGAACGCGGGGGCGGAAGGGCUGCAGAACCCGUUUUCGGAGCAGGAUAUGAUGAAUUUGUUCGGGGGGCAAGGGGACCAAAAUGCCUUUUUACCGUUUAUGCAAGGGAUGAUGCAGAGUUUGUUGUCGAAGGAUGUGUUGUAUCCGAGUUUGAAGGAUAUUUUAGAUAAGUUUCCCGAGUGGCUGAGGACUAAUAAGGAUAGUUUGAGUAGGGAGGAUGCGGAGAGGUUUGAGAAUCAGAAGAAGUUGAUGGAGGAGGUUUGUGCCGAGUUGGAGAAGGAGAAAGAGACGGAUAGUGAAGAACAGAAGAAGGAGAGGUUUGAGAAGGUGUUAGGGUUGAUGCAAAAGUUGCAGGAUUAUGGACAGCCACCGACUGAUUUAGUGGGGGAUGUGGGGCCACCUUUACCUCUAGAUGUGCAAAAUAGUGCCGAUCCUAACCAAUGCAGUGUGAUGUAAUAGCGGAUUAAUCAUAGUCUUGUUGUUUAAUGUUUGUUGUUAUUUAUAAUGAUUCGGUUAAAAAAUGGGAACAUUUUUACUACUGCUGGGUGUAA
Messenger RNA from Zophobas morio, 1025 nucleotides. RefSeq names its product peroxisomal biogenesis factor 19-like. Gene Ontology annotation, biological process: protein import into peroxisome membrane. The record is from RefSeq and is a predicted model, not a curated record. Bases 97 to 930 code for a protein of 277 amino acids. Gene Ontology annotation, cellular component: peroxisomal membrane; peroxisome. The transcript has 3 exons. NCBI's taxonomy places the organism in Eukaryota, Metazoa, Arthropoda, Insecta, Coleoptera, Tenebrionidae.